Gekko japonicus is the source of this 2406-nucleotide messenger RNA. It is a transcript of the gene IMPG1, whose product is annotated as interphotoreceptor matrix proteoglycan 1. The record is from RefSeq and is a predicted model, not a curated record. Gene Ontology annotation, biological process: visual perception. The transcript is spliced from 17 exons. Lineage: Eukaryota; Metazoa; Chordata; Lepidosauria; Squamata; Gekkonidae. The coding region runs from base 112 to 2406 and encodes 764 amino acids.
AAUAAAAUUAAUCGUCGUGAAACCAAACAACUUGCAGAUGCUUCAGGGUCAGAGAAGUCAGAAAGGACAACAAAGAGAUCUAGAGUUUCGACCAUUCGAAGGAUAUUUGAUAUGGCUAAACACCGAACAAAGAGAUCUUCUUUUUUAUCAACUGGUGUGAAGGUUUGCCCUCAAGAAUCAGUGAAGCAAAUUUUAGCAAGCCACCAAGCUUAUUAUAGGCUAAGAGUUUGCCAGGAAGCUGUAUGGGAAGCCUUCCGGAUCUUUUUGGACCGAAUUCCAGAUGCAACAGAGUAUCAGAACUGGGUUGCUGCCUGCCAGCGAGAGACUUUCUGCAUAUUUGACAUUGGGAAAAACUUCAGUAAUUCUCAAGAGCAUCUGGAGAUUAUUCAACGGCGAGUAAAACAUAGAGCUUUCCAGGACAGGAAAGAAGAAAUUUCAACAGAGAAAACCAGUAGCAAAAAGUUUGAAGAACUUCCUUCUUUUACACAAGCGGCACCUACCGGCAUCUUAGUCAAAGAGAUUGCCAAUGAUACCAAGCCUCCUGUGAAGGUAAGGACAUGUUCUAUCACCCUUAUCAACCAGGAAUACACCCCAGAACUGAGUGAUCCUACCUCCCCUCAAUACCAGAAGCUAGCUGCCAAAUUUCAGCUUCAAAUGCAAAAGAUAUUUGAGAAACUUGCAGGUUUCAAGGAAAUCCGAGUGUUAGGAUUUAGACAGAAGAAGGAAAAAGAUGGAUCAAGCAGUACUGUAGCACGGUAUGUUGUCAGCUUUGAAAAAGACACAUCAGAAGUCAAAAGGCCUGAGGAUGACAUCUCAACAAUCGGUUCCAAUAAAAUUGAAACUGAAAAAGAUCUUCUUAGUAAGGAGGGGGAGAUACCAGUGAUUAAGCCAAAAGUGACCGACCUUCAACGGAUGGUUGCCAUUGCUCUUCAAGAAGACAAGUCACUAUCCAUGGACCUUGGAACACUUCAGUUUGCCGAUGAAGUGAUUAAACCAUCUACUGAUGUAGACAAUGAUAUCAAAUCACAGGUAACUGAUGCUACAGCUGAACCUGGGUUGACUUCUGAAGCUCCACUGGUUUAUCCAAGUCCAGCAACAUCUACAGAAACUGAAGAUACAAAUCUUAUAAUAGACUUCCCACUCCCCACAAUGCCUUUCAAUGCAGAAGAGGUGAUUUUUGCCACCCUAGAUGUAGUGUCUUUGUACACUAACAUUCCACAAGAUGAGGCCUUGGAUGUUUUAUGGGAGAUAUUAGAUAAAAGAACGGAGCAGCCCAUCCCCCCUACCUUUGAUGGAAGUGACACACAUCCUGACGAAUGGGAUAUUCGCUACCAGUAUCAUUUCCUGCUACAGAUGCGUCCAGACCUCUCUGCAUUAAGUCAAGGCUUUCAGAACUACAAUAUAAGGAUUACCGUGGAGUUGGAAUCUUCAGGUGAUGACAUUUCAGCCACAUUAAGUACCAUGCCAUAUUUCAUUGAUUCUCUUAGUCUUCCUACCUCUCUUCCUGAAGAAGAAAUUUUGGUGCCCACAGACCAGAUUGUGUUAUUGCCAGAGGCAACUGCUGGUGGCCCCUCGAUUGUUAUUGAUGAGUCUUUUGAAGCGACAACCUCUUCAUGGGAAGUAACAGCUAUCCCAACUGGAUUUGACUGGGGAGUGCAGGGUAUUGCCACUGACUCAGGUAUUAUUGACAUGAUGAUCCCAGGAACGACUGGGGAAAUGGAGGAUGGCAGCGGCUCUUAUGUAUUGCCAGCAACCCCACCUGCAGAAACAACUCCACCUCCUCCACAGGAGUAUGUAACUCCAAUCUCCGUGACAACUCCAGCCAAAGGCAAGGAGCUAGUGGUGUUCUUUAGCUUGAGGGUAACCAACAUGCAUUUUACUGAUGACCUCUUCAAUCGAAGUUCAGCAGAAUACAAAGCACUUGAACAGCAGUUCAUGCAGCUGCUGCUUCCCUACCUUCAGUCCAACCUUACAGGAUUCAAGCAAUUGGAAAUAUUGAACUUCCGCAAUGGAAGCGUGAUUGUCAACAGCAAAAUGAAGUUUGCCAAGUCCGUACCGUACAACAUCACAGAGGCCAUCCACUGUGUAUUAGAGGACUUUUGCGACGCUGCAGCUCAGCGCCUUAAUAUGGAAAUAGACAGCUAUUCACUUGAUAUUGAGCCAGCUGAUCAAGCGGACCCUUGCAAGUUCAUGGCAUGUGAUGAAUUCUCACACUGCAUAAAGAAUGAGUGGACAAAAGAGGCGGAUUGUCUUUGUAAACCUGGUUACGUAAGAAAAGAUGGACAGCCAUGCCGUAGCCUGUGUGAGAUUGAGCCAAACCUGUGUAUUAAUGGUGGCAAAUGUGAAUUAGUUCCAGGAAGAGGAGCCGUCUGUAGGCCACCAGACUCAAAACGACUGAGAAGUUAG